AUAUUAAUACCUAGAAUAUAUAGAGGUUCUAAAGAGUAUAAGGAAUAUAGCUUAAAAAUUAUUAAGAAAAGGCUAUUAAUAUAA
Fusarium pseudograminearum CS3096 is the source of this 84-nucleotide messenger RNA. RefSeq lists its product as uncharacterized. The record is from RefSeq and is a predicted model, not a curated record. NCBI's taxonomy places the organism in Eukaryota, Fungi, Ascomycota, Sordariomycetes, Hypocreales, Nectriaceae. The annotation marks the transcript as partial. The transcript is spliced from 8 exons.